Messenger RNA from Cryptomeria japonica (Japanese cedar), 1226 nucleotides. Its product is annotated as xyloglucan endotransglucosylase protein 2. The record is from RefSeq and is a predicted model, not a curated record. NCBI's taxonomy places the organism in Eukaryota, Viridiplantae, Streptophyta, Pinopsida, Cupressales, Cupressaceae. The transcript has 4 exons. Gene Ontology annotation, cellular component: cell wall; apoplast. The coding region runs from base 120 to 932 and encodes 270 amino acids. Gene Ontology annotation, molecular function: xyloglucan:xyloglucosyl transferase activity; hydrolase activity, hydrolyzing O-glycosyl compounds. Gene Ontology annotation, biological process: cell wall biogenesis; xyloglucan metabolic process.
UACUCUUCUUCUGUUCCUCUCUCAACACUGUGCAAACCAACCUCUAUAAAUAUCCCCUGCCCCCUAAUUGCUUUACAAACAAAGUAAAUUAAUCACUAGUAUUCACAAGUUUCUCAGAUAUGGGCAGCUUCUUCCUCCGUGGGCUUAUUGUAUUCUCAUUGCUUAUAUUGCUCAAGGGAACCAGCAGUAGCUUGGACAAAGAAUUCUAUGUUUCAUGGGCUGCAGACCAUGUUAAAUUCUUUAAUGGUGGGCAGGAGCUGCAACUUGCCCUGGAUCAAAAUUCUGGGUCUGGCUUUGCUUCAAAAAAUAAGUAUCUGUUUGGGAAUAUUAACAUGCAAAUCAAGCUGGUUCCUGGAGAUUCUGCUGGCACUGUGACUGCUUAUUAUCUUUCUUCAGAGGGAUCCAACCAUGAUGAAUUGGACUUUGAAUUUCUGGGGAAUAAAUCAGGAGAGCCUUAUGUUGUCCAGACAAAUGUGUAUGCAAGUGGUAAAGGUGACAGAGAACAGAGGAUUUACCUCUGGUUUGAUCCCACAAAAGACUUUCACUCCUAUGGUGUAGUUUGGACUGCUCAGCACAUCUUAUUCAUGGUGGACAGUGUGCCAAUCAGAGUAUUCAGCAAUCACAAGGCAGCUGGGGUGGCAUAUCCAGAUAAACAAGCCAUGGGAGUUUUUUCAAGUUUAUGGAAUGGAGACAGCUGGGCAACUCAAGGGGGGCUUGUUAAGAUAGAGUGGUCACAUGCUCCAUUUGUUGCAUCCUACCGCAAUUUCAAUGCCCAGUCAAUGGCAGCAUCAUUGGGAGAAGGUACGAAUGGGGUGAGUUCAGAGCAGUGGAAGAAACUGCAGUGGGUGAAGGAAAAUUUCAUGAUAUACAAUUACUGCAAUGACAAACAGAGAUAUCCUCUGCCUCCACCAGAGUGUACUACAGACGUGUAAAUGUAUGGUUUGAGUAUGCUUUGUAUUCUUCUAGUCAUGGCAGUUGAGUACCAGGAGGAGAUGUUUAAUCAGCUACUAAAAAGAACAAACAUGUGUGCAUGUAAUAUAUCCAUACAAAUUAGUAUCUCAGAAUUUCAUUUCAAUAAGUAUUGAUAUAUAUGUAAAAUAUCAAUAAGGAGGAGAUGUUGAAGGAAAUUACUCAAAAUGGUUUUAAGGGAUCCAGUGAUUGAAGGAAGUUUUGGGUUUUUGGAAUAUUUAAAAUGAUAUUUUAAGUGGAGUUUUAAGUUGUUCAAA